This is a messenger RNA of Aaosphaeria arxii CBS 175.79, 894 nucleotides long. RefSeq lists its product as uncharacterized. Lineage: Eukaryota; Fungi; Ascomycota; Dothideomycetes; Pleosporales. The record is from RefSeq and is a predicted model, not a curated record. The transcript has 2 exons. The annotation marks the transcript as partial.
AGAGCCAUGGAGUCCGCAUUACAAAAUCCCUUCCCUUUCAUGUCGCUGCCCCCGGAGCUGCGCGACAUGGUCUACGAGAACCUCCUCGAGGAUCCAUACUACCCGGCGCCGGCACCAUGCGCGAAGCACUCACUCUCCGAUAUGAUGUCCUGGAUGAUGCCAAGCACACGGCCCUCAUCAGCGGAACGCAACACCAAGCAAUGCAACUGGAUAUUGUUGGCCAACAAGCAAAUCUACGCCGAGUUCAUGGACUUAAUCUGCAAGAAACGUGUCUUCCAUCUCACAGUGUCGCCUGAAAACUACGCAGUCCCAGCCGAUGAAUCCUUCUUCGCGCCCGCAACUACCGCCUCCCCAACCUCCACGCCCUCCCCCUCCUCCGAUCAAAGAAUAUGGAACGUCUCCCCAACCAUCAUGGCCAAAGUCCGACGCUGCGACAUCAAACUCAACGCGACCUCCGCGAUGCUCGGCGUGCCGGACCCCCGCAACCUAACCCCCUCCACCUGGGCCCUCGCCUCCAAAGUGCGCUCCGAACUCUCCGCCAUCUCGCUCGUCCGCGAACUCAACGUGCACGUCAAGGCCAUCGGCGACCCGCUCUGGAACCCCCUCUGGGUAUGGUACCACUCAGCGCAGAGCUUCAAGACCAUGGGGUCCGAGGUGCUCGACCCGGCCACGGGGGAGGUGACUAAGCAGGACGGCCCGCGCGUGUCGCACAUUACGUUUUCCCUCGACACGUGGUCGCCGGGCGAGAACUACCUGCAGCGUGUGCCUGAGAGCGGGGACUGGGCGUGGUAUUGUACCGAGGGGCACUGCGUGGGGAGUGAUGGCGGCCCUGAGAUGACGGUUAGGGGGUUCUGUGCGAGGAUGUACGUGCAGUGUAGGACGUGCCAUCCUGAG